Messenger RNA from Aspergillus campestris IBT 28561, 1599 nucleotides. RefSeq names its product sugar porter family MFS transporter. Gene Ontology annotation, molecular function: carbohydrate:proton symporter activity. The transcript is spliced from 4 exons. Gene Ontology annotation, biological process: transmembrane transport; carbohydrate transport. The record is from RefSeq and is a predicted model, not a curated record. Lineage: Eukaryota; Fungi; Ascomycota; Eurotiomycetes; Eurotiales; Aspergillaceae. Gene Ontology annotation, cellular component: membrane. Bases 1 to 1599 code for a protein of 532 amino acids.
AUGGCGGGCAGCAACAGCGAUGUGGGAGUCGUCGAGGCACCUGUCACCUUCAAAGCCUAUUUGAUGUGUGCUUUUGCCGCCUUUGGUGGUAUCUUCUUUGGGUAUGAUUCGGGUUAUAUCAACGGUGUCAUGGCCAUGAAGUAUUUCAUCCAGGAGUUUGAGGGCCUGGACCCUGUAACUACCCCGAAGGAGGCUUUUGUCGUCCCCUCGUGGAAAAAGUCCUUGAUCACGUCUAUUCUAUCUGCUGGAACGUUCUUCGGUGCCAUCAUCGCCGGUGACUUGGCCGACUGGAUUGGUCGCCGCACCACGAUCAUCGCCGGCUGUGGCGUCUUCAUCGUCGGUGUCAUCCUGCAGACGGCCUCAACGAGCAUGCCCCUGCUGGUGGUCGGUCGUUUGAUCGCCGGUUUCGGUGUCGGUUUCGUCUCGGCCAUCAUCAUUCUCUACAUGUCCGAGAUCGCCCCCCGCAAGGUCCGUGGCGCCAUCGUGUCGGGUUAUCAAUUCUGCGUCACCAUCGGCAUGAUGCUGGCGUCGUGUGUCGACUACGCCACUCAGAACCGCAUGGAUUCGGGCUCCUACCGAAUUCCCAUCGCCAUCCAGAUGCUCUGGGCCUUACUCCUGGCCCUCGGACUUUUCUUCCUUCCCGAGUCGCCUCGGUUCUACGUCAAGAAGGGCAAGCUCGACAAGGCCGCCGAUGUGCUGUCCCGCGUGCGUGGCCAGCCCAGAGAUUCGGACUACAUCGUGAAGGAGCUCGCCGAGAUUGUCGCCAACAACGAGUACGAGAUGCAGGCGAUCCCCCAGCACGGCUACCUCGAUAGCUGGUUCAACUGCUUCCGCGGCAGCAUCUUCAAGCCCAACAGCAAUCUCCGUCGCACGGUUCUUGGCACCUCGUUGCAGAUGAUGCAGCAGUGGACUGGUGUCAACUUUGUGUUCUACUUUGGAACGACCUUCUUCACCUCGCUCGGCACAAUCGAGGACCCCUUCCUGAUCAGCAUGAUCACGACCAUCGUCAACGUGCUCUCAACUCCCAUCUCCUUCUGGACCAUGGAGCGCUACGGUCGUCGCCCGCUGCUUCUGUGGGGUGCCUUGGGCAUGGUAGUCUGCCAGUUCAUCGUCGCCAUCACCGGUACCGUGGACGGAUCCAACAAGGCCGCCGUCAGCGCUGAGAUCUCCUUCAUCUGUAUCUACAUCUUCUUCUUCGCUUCGACCUGGGGCCCUGGUGCUUGGGUCGUCAUUGGCGAGAUCUUCCCUCUGCCGAUUCGUUCCCGUGGUGUUGCUCUAUCGACUGCCUCUAACUGGCUGUGGAAUUGCAUCAUCGCCGUCAUCACCCCCUACAUGGUCGACGGCGACAAGGGCGACCUCAAAGCCAAGGUGUUCUUCAUCUGGGGCUCCCUCUGCGCCUGCGCCUUCGUCUACACCUACUUCCUCAUCCCCGAAACCAAGGGUCUCACCCUGGAACAAGUCGACAAGAUGAUGGAGGAGACCACCCCGCGCACUUCCACCAAGUGGAAGCCCCAUGGCACCUUUGCCGCCGAGAUGGGUCUCACCGACACGGCUCUCACCGAGAAGGCUGCUAUCGUUGUGGAGAACGAGAAGGUUUAG